Molecule: messenger RNA, 2593 nt
Organism: Ailuropoda melanoleuca (giant panda)
Lineage: Eukaryota; Metazoa; Chordata; Mammalia; Carnivora; Ursidae
Gene: ZNF215
Product: zinc finger protein 215
Exons: 6
Coding region: 314-1969 (551 amino acids)
Biological process (GO): regulation of transcription by RNA polymerase II
Cellular component (GO): nucleus
Molecular function (GO): RNA polymerase II cis-regulatory region sequence-specific DNA binding; DNA-binding transcription factor activity, RNA polymerase II-specific
Source: RefSeq, a predicted model, not a curated record
GUCAUGGCUUCUUAGCUGUGGCGUGAUUACCCACGCCGGCUCCCUCCGCCCGCGAGGCCGGCGGCCCCCGCGGCUCCGGGCGGACCUGGCGCCUGGGUGUGACUGAACGGAGCCCCUGCUGGGAGCGGUGCCCGCAGGUACCUGAAUGUUGCCUUUCUGUCUGAAGCUCCUGGAACUUUUGUCUUAUUGAGAUAGAACUUGGCUGAAAUCACAUUGCACAUAUAUUGUACACAAGUGCUUAGCCCAAGCCCAGAAUUUCUAGAAUCCUCUAGUUAGACAAAUUCAAACUACAGUGGGAGUUCUGUCUAGGAAGAUGCAGCCUCUGAACAAGUUGAUGGCUAUCUCAAAACCUCAAAGGCUGAUUCUACAUGAACGAAGUGAGGCCCUGAGAGCAGAUGCGUCCUGGCCACAGGAAUCCAUCCCCAUCAUGGAAACAUACGACUCUGAGGCCUCUCGUCAAAAGUUCAGACAUUUCCAGUAUCUGGCAGUGUCUGGGCCUCAUGAAGCCCUGUGCCAACUCUGGGACCUCUGUCUUCAGUGGCUGAGACCAGAGGUUCAUACAAAGCAGCAGAUCCUAGAGCUGUUGGUGUUAGAACAAUUUCUGACAAUUCUCCCUGAAGACAUCAGGACUUGGGUGAAUUUACAACAUCCAAAGAACAGCAAAGAAGUGGUGACCCUCAUAGAGGAUGUGAUUGAAAUGCUUAAAGUUGAAGAGAUAGCCUGCAAGGAUUCUGUCCUGCUCCAGAAGGGCAGCAUCAAAGGGAAAAUGGAAGCUGACUCGCUAACUGGCCAUUCCCAGGAACCAGUAACAUUCAAAGAUGUGAUUGUGGAAUUCAGCGAGGAAGAGUGGGGACUACUGGACCCUGCUGUAAAGACCCUGUACAGGGAUGUGAUGCUGGAGAACUAUAGGAACCUGAACUCGUUGCAUCAAGAACAACUACUUUCCAAGCCGGUUGAGAUCUCCAAGCUGGAGAGUAAGGAGAGAAGAUGGACAGUAGAGCAAAAAACCCCAAGCACAUCUGUUUUGGACAGAGAGAUAAUUUCAGAAAACCAAGAUUCAGUUCCAAAGCAGAGAAUUUCUGGAAAAGAAUCAUCUUCUGGAGUGAUUAUGACAAGACUGACCAAAAGUGGAUCCCCUUCUUUAGAUGCUUGGAUGAGCGAUGAUUGGUUAUAUAGGAAUCAGGAACACUGGGACAUAAAUUUACCAGAAGAAGCUUUAGUUCAUAAGACAGUCUACACUGAGGUGGGAAACUUUGAAGGUAGUGAGAAUAAGAAAAUCUUAGAUGUUGAGACAGUUAAUUCAGUUUUGGGUAUGCAACAAGGAAUUCCAGUGAGAAAGGGGUCCUCAAAAUGUGGUAAGUUUAAAACUAAUUUCAAAUUUAAUUUAGACUCAGGUAAGCAAUAUUCAGAAUAUAAUGAAUGUGGAAAUGCCUUGAGCCUGAGUAUAGAUAUUCAACAGCCAAAAAGUCAUACCUUGGUGAAUUCCUAUGAAUGCUAUCAGUGUGGGAGAGCCUUCAGCCGGAGUUCAUCCCUCAUUCGACAUCAGAUCAUUCACACAGGAGAGAAACCCUAUAAAUGUAGUGAAUGUGGGAGAUUCUUCAACAGACGUACAAACCUUACUAAGCAUCAAAAAAUUCAUACUGAAGCAAAGGUCUGUGAAGGUAAUAAAUAUAGAAAAGCUUUCAGUGAGAGUGAAGACAGUAAUAAAAAUUCAAGACUUCAUUCUAGAGAUAAUCCCUAUGAAUGUGUUAACUGUGGGAAAUCCUUCAGCCGGAGCUCCUCCCUUAUUCGACAUCAAAUGAUUCAUACAGGAGAGAAACCGUUCAAAUGUAAGGAAUGUGAGAAAACCUUCAACAGGAGUUCAAACCUUAAAAAACACCAAAAAAUUCAUAGUCAAGAGAAGUCUUCUAAAAGGAAGAAACACAGGAUUACCUACAUCAAUGAAUUUAUAGUAGAGGGAAUCCUGUGAAUAGAUUAAAUGCAAGAAAACAUUCGUCAGGGAUUCUUCUUUAAUUGAUAUAACAGAAUUAGUGCUGGAGAGAAAUCUGUUAUUGGGUAGGAAUCUGCUCCCAAGUGAAGCCACAAGGUUUGGAGUUAAAUGUAUCACACACAGUACAAGUCUUUGCCUGUCAUCAUUCUGAUACCCAUUGCCAUCAUCAUUCCUAGUUCAUAAAUGGGACCUAUGGCAUCCUUAUAUUCACAUGAUUUAUUGAAGUAGAUAUUAGGGAGGAGCCAAGCAAUACCCUUGGAAUUGAUACUUAAUAAAACUGAAACUUUCAGUCCUAAGAAGGACAUGAGAAACCAGGAGCUCACGAGAAUAUAGGAAGACUGUACUUCUAAGGACUGAACUCUCUGAAUUAAUGGCAGAGACCACAAGAAUGGCAAAUUACUCCAUGAUAAUAUCCUUGGCUGUCUUGGUGCUGAGUGGGGACUAGAAUUGGAGGAGGAUUAUCAACUGCAGUGGCAAGUGGAGUCUACAUAUAGUCGUCAAAUCUGCGUUUUUGAAAGUACUCUUUGGGAUGCAGGCUGGAGCAACAUCCAUUGUCUUGGGUCUAUCAUUUAUUCCAAAAAUUAAGAGGUCAAUAAAGUGUCU